This is a messenger RNA of Pocillopora meandrina, 9192 nucleotides long. The record is from the annotation of a GenBank genome assembly. Lineage: Eukaryota; Metazoa; Cnidaria; Anthozoa; Scleractinia; Pocilloporidae.
CGAAACACAACAUGGCGGGCAGCGAAGACGGAGGACCCUCGGACGAAAAUAGUGAAUGGUCUGAUUUUAGUCGCAACAACUCCGCGAUUGACACUUUUGACAAUGUCCACUUUGGAGCUAAAUCUCAGGACCCUACCAGUGUCAUUAAUACCCUUUUCACGUGUUUUCCCUCGCCAUCAGAUUUCCAGUCAGCUGACUUUUUUAACGGAGCGCCUUGCGCCAACGAAAGGUUUUCAAACAUUACAUCAAAUUUUUAAUAGAUUUUCAUUGUGCUGGGUGAAAUUCUUAAUUAUCUUUGCGUCUUUUCGUUAGCAAAAUUCUCGACCAUGUAGAUCCUGCAUUGAAAACUUAUGGCGAACCUUUGGUUUGGCGGGGAUGUGAAACAGAACUGAAAUUCUCCAAGGCGUUACAUCUUCUACCGUGUGAUGACAGAGUAAGAACAUUUGUUUGAAAUUUUUUAUUUGUUCAUGUUGAUUUUACUACUGCUUUUAAAUUGCUUUAUGAUUGGCUUAUUUAGAUGUUUUUCUCUCUGUCUGUGAUGAUACAUUUCAGAGUACUAUGUUAUGGUUAUUUACUUUGGAACUCCAACAGAGCUGUUUUUUAUACUGGAGAUUGUACAAACGAACGUAAUUGACCCCACACUGAAUUGAAUUCUCCUUUAGAAUAUUUAAUUCUUAGUGAAAGUAGACUUGAAUUACUCCUUGUUGUCACUGUAAAGCUGUCACUGAUUUAAAAUCAAGCAGUUAUAACUACAACAAACAAGAAUCUUACAAAAUUAUUGAAGCAGAAAAUCCCCAGAUUACCCUCUCUUUUCAAUGAUUUAGUCUAGAGUGGUUUUUCAACUCUCACAUUGACACCUAAUAAUUUGUCAGCAAUCAAAUAAGUUGACUGUGGCUAAGAAAUUUGAACAUUUAAACAUUUCUAUAGAUGCAAAAAAAAUUAGUUAGGGCAUUGGAAUUGCCUCAAGCAACCCUCACCUCUCCACCCACAGAUGGCCCUGACAUCACUCCCCUUUUUCCUGUUAUAUUUGUGUUAUAUUCCUUAUUAAGUACUAUGGUGUGGUGGUUCAAGUCAUUUGAUUGUGACCUUGGAGAGGAAACUUUUCUCCCACAGUAACUCUCCCCACUGAGGAGUGUAUAUGGGUACCAAAAAACUGUCAGGAAAUUCUUGGGAGGUGGGGUUGGGGGCUCAGUGGAUUGGGGACUCAAUUUAGAAAAGAGUGGCAGUACUUUGAGUCACUUUAAACUCCAUAAACUGAGGUAAGCUGCGACCCCAGAAUAGGCUUUCUGGUCUCAAAAGCUCACUUUACCCUUAAUAUUCUGAAAGUAAACCCUUAAAUUCCCAAGAUAUGAUUGUUAAUUCUCCCUUCUAGCUACUAUAUAUUUCCUUGUGAAUCAGUUUUGAGAAUUUGGUGUUAGAUCAGGAAAACUUAAACCUAGUAAGUUUGAGUAUUCUCAAUACCUAUUUGUUGAAUGAUUAACAAGUAGAUUCCAAGUUGCCGUGCGUCUGUUCAGUAAUAGAUCACAGAUGACGUCAAAAUGUGGUAGGAACAAAAAAGUGGCACAUGAGGCGGCGCCUCGUGUGCCACUUUUUUGUUCCUACCACAUUUUGACGUCAUCUGUGAUCUAUUACUGAACAGACGCACGGCAACUUGGAAUCUAUUUGUUUUAUAUAAUAAAGAAUUUUAAAAAGUUUUAAUGAUGACGUCAUCUAUACGUCUGUCCUCCAAUAGAUCAUAAGUGAAAACCAAUCAAAACGCGUGCAUAACUGAGCUUAUUAUAUGAUAUAGAAAUAUUAUAUGGAUAUUAUAUGGGAAGAAGUUACAUGUUAACCCUUUAACCCCUAAGAGUGACUAGCAUCUAAUAUUUCCUUACAAUAUCACCCCUAAAUCAUACAUUAGGUCAAGAGAAUCAAGGAAAUCAUCACCAACCAAUAGAAGCUCUUGAUUGUUAAACAAAUUCUCCUUGUCAGCACCUUAAGGAAUGUAUAAAGACCAGUAUGGGGAAUAUGGAUACUUAUGUUCGGAUGUAAAGGGUUAAUCACUUCUAAGAGUGAAAGGAUUAAAAUAAACACAAUUUUUACGCUCAAAGGGUGCAACUAGCAUUUAAUCAGGUAUAUAAACUUAUACCUGAUUUUAGGUAAGCUAUUUAUUUACCUGAAGUUAACAUUGGUUUUUUUUCUCUUUUAGAAUCAUCUUCUACCUGGACAUCUUGAGGAGGACUCAAACUCUGUCCUAAUAAGAACUUUUGACUUUCAUAAAUUUGCUGAGAAGUUCAACUCACAAUUGUCUUGUCAGACAUUAAAUAGUGGUUCCAAUGAUCUUAAAGAGGAUCGUGUUUUAUCAAAUCAAUCUGAUCGACUCUCUAACAGUGAUGAUUCUAAUAGUGAAAACGAGGAUGAAAUUUUCUUGGUCUUCAGAGGGAAGCCCAAUAAUCGGCAGUCAACUUUUGAUGAGGGUCAGGCUGCAGCAGGUAAAGAAACAGACAUGAUAGAAUGAUCAUCACAUAUGAUUAUAAUGUAUCAAUCAAUUAGAAGCCUUAAACUAUACCCCUCAUCUCCCACAGGGAACCCCCAAGCAUUUUAACUUUUGACGAUUGGUUCAUUCAAGUUCCUGUCCCUGGUGUCAAAAUAGAAAAUAGUGUUGGAAUGCCCUAUGUAAGUGUCGGAUUUGAUGAUCAACUUUUUUUUGAGAAGGAAAAGCUAGCAACUAUAACUUUCUUGUAGACCUUUCCAAUUUCAAUUUCAAUUUUUCAAUUUUAUUUCAAUUUAAUUUUUCCUUUGGAGUAUAUGCUUGUGAUAGUGAACUCUUCAUUAACAGAUAAAACACUUGUUGUGCUAGAAAGAAUCGCAAGUUCUGGUUCAAAUACCCUAUGCCAUCCAGGCAAAAUUCAAAUUACCCAUUGAGUGGAGAUGGGUAGAUGUUGAAGCUUCAAAUUGAUUUGUGCAUAAAGAGAUAUCACUGAUUACCUUGAACAAGUAAUUACAGACCAAAAUCUGGCUGGUGAUCCCUUAUUUCUCAGCUUGCAAAUUUUGCUAGCAACCAGCACCGAUUCCCUUAUCAAUUCAAAGCUUCAACAUCCCCCCUUCACAAAAUUAUUCAAAAAUUAAAGCAACAGCUUAAUAACAGAUGCAUUUUUUUUUCAGGGCUUUCUGAACUUUCAAAUGGAGAACUUUUAGACUUAAAACAAGAGAUGGCAGCUUAUGUCAAGGAGUACUCUGAUAUACUUGUGGAAGAACUAACAUUAAGAGAAGAAUUAGAUAGGGAAAAGGAAAUAAAAAACAAUUUCAUAUCAACAUUAUUAGCUGUUCAGUCCAAAAUAAGAGAAUCACAGACUGGUCAAGGAAAAGGAAAGAAGGGCUCUUCUGCGUAUUCAGGGAAAGUAAGUGAGAGUUGAUCAAAAGAGCAAUAUUAUUGUUUGUCUCAGGAUGUAGUCACUUUGGACGUGGAUCACAAAAUUUCGAAUUCAUACUGCAAAUCUUCUUUAGGUGAUGAAUUUGAUUUCUUACGUGUCACUGAUAUGCUGUUCUACUCAGCUGUGAUUGGAUGGAAUUUCAUGCCUGUGAUUGGUGCAAAGGGCAAUUCACAUAAGACUUCACCCUAACAACAUUGACAGGAACAGUGGAAUACAAAUCCCAGAAGCCUGAAUGCUGACAAUCAAGAAACACAACAGCAGGAGAGUCACAUGGCAGGUGUCCACAGAGGGAACCUGAUCCAAAACAUUGCACCAAUCACAGUUGUGAAAUGUCAUCCAAUAACUGCUGAGCAUGACAGCAUCAAGGUAAUGUGUACUCAAUAGACCUCAUUGCCUGAAGAAGACUGGCAGUGUACAGUUGAAACAUUGUGAACCACAUCUAAAGGUGACCACAUCGUGAGACAAAUGAAUAUAUUUCUCUUUUGAAAGUGUUAUUUAUCACAUAGACAGACCACAACCUAUUUUACGACAUAAAUUAAUUGUUGUCUAGAUCAAGACAGGGUUCUCAAUAAGUCAUGGCAUAGAUGUGUAGCUGCAUGGAGUAGAUGGCUGACAAUGUGAGAGCUCUUUUAUGGGGGCCUGGGUAUGCUCUGCCACAAGAUAUUAUUUUUAAGAUACAGAGGCCUAUGAAAUGCCAUCUUAUGCAUUCUAUUGGAGGUGUAUGCAAAGCAAUAUAGGGGUUGGUUGGCUUGGUAAACUUGUGCCUGGUAUUUUCAGAGGUUAGAAGAGUGUUCAACUUCUGCACCAACGAAAUGGUGAGUGGAGUAAAUACUAACUCAAAAGGUGGCAAGUAAGCUAAGCUAAUUGAGCAAAUGUCCUUCCUAUCAGUGCAUUGGUGAAAUCACUGCACUGACUUGGUUUUAACUGUGCAUAAAUUACAUUUACAUUCAGUCUUAACUAUCUGUAUCCUUCAGUAUUUAACUACAGUGAUUCCUUAUGAUGAUUGUGAUGGAGGUCCAAGCAAUAAAGUACUACUGCAACUGAUUGAGAGUAAGUCCUCACAUUAAAAUACUGCCAUUGUGACUAUUGUAGUUGUCUCUCAUAAACUAAUGUUUUUCAAGAAUACCAGACUCACACUAGGUAACUAUUCCAGGUUUUGCCUUCACCAUAAAACCCUUAAGAGCGACUGGCUUCUAAUUUCUCAUUACGGAGGAGUUACUAAAUGUGCAUUCAAGUUUGGUGUAAAUGUGUACUAUUUAGCUACAUGAGUUAGGAGUGAAUUGGUUGAGAUUUUUAACAUUCUUUAGCCAAAUGCUUAACCCUUUAAUUCCCAGAAGUGAUUGACAUGUAACUUCUCCCUAUAAAAUCCAUUCAUCAUCUAACAAAGAGGUAACAAGAAUACUUAAACUUAUCAGGUAGAGGUUGUUUUCUUGAUUUAAUGCCAAAUUCUUGUAAUUAUUUAAAAGGAAAUGUGUAGCAGCUAGAGGGGAGAGUUAACAAUCAGAUCUUGGGAGUGAAAGGGUUAACAACCGUAGUAUGCAAGUUAGUGCCAGUUCAUAUUUUUCAUGAGGGGACUGACUUAUUUAGGCCCCAGCAAAUUAGAACUACAUCAUUUGUUCUAUAAAAGGCUGAAGACAACUCAGGUAGCAGCCAAUUUUAACUGAUAGGUGAAAAGGAUAAUUUCUGUCAGGUUGCCAAAAGGUUUCUUCAAACCUUACAGAUAAGGAAUUAGAAGGGGGAGAAGCCAUUUCUCAUCUUCAGAAAGCUUUCUUUAAGCAGCAUCAUAAUUGUUAUAUUAAUGGUAACAAUGAUAAUGUUCUCUGAAGAAAGCUUUUUGGCUUUUGUUAAGACUCUUGCUGCUUCACAUUUCCUUGCAAAUUAGUUACAAGAGUUUGAUGUUGGAACAAGAUAACAAUUUCUACCUGAUAAGUUGAAUAUUCUCAUUACCUGUUUGCUGCAUAAUGUUUGGAUAUUACAGAUGGGAAGAGUUACAUGUUAAUCACUUCUCAGAGUGUAAGGGUUUGGAUAAUCUUCAUAUUGUUUGAAUUGAUAAUGAUCAAGAUAUCAUCUUUCAGUUAUGGAGGCCCUCAUUGCUGACAGCCCAACAGUUCCUGGUUUGUUAACUGAAUAUAUAUUGAAAGGUAUCACUAAGUGUGAAAAGACAUUUUAACUGACAUUGUGUGUCUAGGCUUAUCCCAAAAAAGUUUUGCAUUACUGGUGGACCAUUAAGUGAUGUGUGAAAAUUUAAAUUCUCAUGUGCUUACUAGGGUUUGGAGAUGAGUUAAAAUGCGUUCAUUUUACACAUUACACCUUUACCCCUCAGAAUGAGAGAUUUACUAAUCUGUCCUUGUAGGAUCAAAUUUGAAUACAAUUUUUACCAAACAGAAAGGUGAUUAGAAGAAAAAAAAUACCAUGCAGAGGAUCUUGUUUGAUUCAAUGCCAAAUUCUCUACACUCAAACUGUAAAAAAAUGCGUGAUGCUCAAAAAAGGGGUUAUUGAGUUGUUGGGAGUAUAAGCCAGAGGAUAAACUUUUCCUUUUCCAGCUGUUUUUUUUUUUCUAAAUCUGGCUGUAAUAUUCCUUUGGAUUAAUGAUCAUGAGAAUCAAGGAAUGAUCACCAAUUAAAGAGGCUCUUGAUUGUCAAACAAAUUCUUCUUGUCAGCACUUAAGGAAAUGUAUAAAGAACAGUAUGAAGACUAUGCAUACUAAUAUUAGGGUGUAAUGGGUAAAUUAUUGAGGUUGAUUGUAAAAUUGUUUUGUCCCAUUAGUGCUGUGUGCUGAAGACUAGUCUUUGCUGCUCCUCAGACUUCAAAUGUGAGUGUUCUCAAGAUGUCUUAAUUGAGUUUUUCUGUUUCAUAGAUUAGAUUACAGAUUGUCAGUUGACCAAUUUUAGAAGUCAUUAUUUUUUAUAAUUGAUUUGGUUUUUUUAUGAUACUAUUUUUAUAUUCUGAUCACCAAUUGAUAUCAGCAAUCUUUCAGACUUGUUGAUUGAUUUCUGUUUUUAAGUUUUAUGGUAUAUUGUAUUAAUUUAUAAUUUUAUAUACAUGAAAUAAGUUUCAGAGAUGUAAGCUGCAAGACACUAGUAACCAUGAUCCCACAUAUUGUGCUUUAUUAUUCCACUGUUAUGCCAUUUUAGAAUAUUUGGGUGAUGGAAUGCACAAAAUAUCCUAAUGUAGUACACUGUAGAACAGAGCAAAAAUAGGGAUGGAAAGUGGAAAAACAAAGUGGCCUCAGUGAACCAUCCAAACUUUGAUUUGUUUUCUGUUUUCAAGGCCUUCUUUUUGACCAACAAACUUUUAACUGCAUGAGCCUUUUUUAUGUUAAGACCCAGGCCCGAAGUGGUCAACACAAUGCUCACAUAAUGCAGUUAAUGGAUUUUGAAUUUAUUGGAGGCCAAAAUACUAGAAAAUGAAACAGUGAAGUUAUAAAUCCCAUAUUUAAUGGUUUAACAUAUAGUGUCUGUGGGAAUUUUCUUAAUGCUCAUACUUUUUCUGUAAAUUAAAUAUUUUUUGCUAAUGUAAAAACUGUGCAAUUCACAAAAUAUUUGCAUAUAUUAUGUGUUAAACCAUCAAGUAUAAUGAAUAUAUUAUGCUUUCUUUAAUCCUAAAGACAUUCUUGAUUUCAUUUCUUGAUUUCAGUUCUUGGACAGUUUAUGACAGAAAGAAACAUUUCAUUAUGCUUCUAUAUGUCAUGUCCCGUCGCAGCACCAUCAGCACAAAGAUUUCAUUGGCCUUGGCUGUUACAUGCACACAUAACUGAUGAAUGGAUGAAUGGUGGGAAAAAAUUUGUGUUCAGAUUGUACACUACACAAAGAAUAAUGAAAUUGGUCAAAGAGGCUUCUUAGACUAUUGCUCAAGUUGUGUCAUAUUGAAUGGGUGACUCCAAAACACUAAUGAAUAUUUCUAAUUAUGGGGGCAAGUCAGUAAAACUGACUUAGCACGACUCAUACAGUUUCAGAUGAAAUGAGUUUACCCAAAUACAUAAUAAAUAUAAAGAAAAAUAAUUAUUCAAUAGUAUAUCAAGCAGUUUUAAAAGUGGCUGCUUCAGAUGUUCAGGGAACAAAAUACUAUAUGUGAUCAAAGUAAAAAAAGGACAAUUAAGAUGUUUGCAGUGCCAUACAGUAGGGCUCUUGACCCUUUAAUCCCCAACAUUUAAUUCUUAAGUCUCCCUUCUAUCUGCUAUUAAUAUUUCUUGUUUUUAAUUAGUAAGGAGAAUUUUGUGUUGCAUCACUAUAAUGUCAUUUAACUGAUAAGUUUGUCUGUUUGCUGAAUUCUGAAUUAGUGUUGUAAGUAGUUUAAGGGUGGAAGGGGGAUAAGAUGCCUGUGUUGUCAUCUGAUAGUCAAAAUCUUAGAUGGCACUGUGUCGAUAAUUUGUUGCUGAUGGUUUAAGUGUAGUCCAAGAUUCAAACAUAAGUUACUUCACUUGCUUCUAAAACUCAUGUUCUGAAAUUAUCAGUUGAUCUAUUGUGUAUGAAUAUGGAAUUAAGUUGUUAGUAGUAACUGUGGCUACUGUUGGAGAGGAAGUGGCACUCUGUGUAAGAGAUAAAUGUUUCCAAAAGGAAAAUAAGAGAGCAAGUAGAUUUUAGCGGUUGUUAUAAUAUCUUGAUAUAAUAUCUUGAUUAUGACUUAUUGAAUUUAAUACAUUGCACUGACUGAAGAACUGGUGGGUUUUCAUUGCUUGCAUUAAAUAUCCAUUAAGUUGAAAAUGUUUGUUGAACUUGUAAAAGAUGGCUUAUUUAUUUUGUAAUAUGUUAAAAUGUUUUCUUAAUAUAUUUUUUUAUUUAGUCUAUUUUUUAAGCAAUUCUAGGCAAAUAUAUUUAAAGAGUUUUGAAGAAGCAUUGAUGAUGCACAUAGCUUGAAGUUAAGUCUAAGAAGGAGUUAUGUCUAACAAGAAGAGAAAUUGAAGGUACACACUGCAUGCAAAACCAACAAAUACUUAAAAUAGACUAAGUCACAUAUUUUAAGCAAGUUCAAAGCUGACUGGUGUAGCACAGGUUGGCAAGGUUAGAGAAUUUUAACCAGCAUUUUUGAAAUUUACUUCAUCUGCCAGAUGUGACAUACUUUGGUUUUGUUAAAGGUUACAUUAGUUUGGAAAUGUGCCAACCAGUGUCUGAAUUCUAUUCACCUUCAGAGAAAAAUAAUGAAAACAAAUUAAACCUUCUAAAAUACUGUGACCCAGCCCCUUUGGCAUGGAAACACCUAUAAGAAAAGGUAUGUCUCCUCUAUUAACGUGGCUGGAUACAUUUUCCCAAAGCUCUGACAACAAUAAAGUUUUUUUUUGGUUGAAAUUGAUUCAACAGUGAGGCCUUACCCAGAAAAAGAAAAUCCUAGCUUACUAUCAUUAUUUUGCUGAACUGUCACUCAGCUUUGAAAACUCUUUACAGAGGAUUUUUCAAGACGAUCCCCAAAUGACAGUUGAAUAUCAAUGAUUGUCAUGCCAGGUCCACCUAUUUCAAAUGUCUAUCAUAAGGUCAAUACAUCUGAAAAUUGUUUAACUGCAAAGAGGGAGAGUUGGUAUUCGAGAACUUUGAUUGUAGCCAGUCAGAGCUAAGGAAAACUGUAUUCAGCUACCUUGAAGAUUGCUAUAGGCAGCACUGUAAUAGGUCUGCAAUAUUUAAUCCCAAAUCUCCCUUCCCCAAGGCACUCACUUGACAGUUUGUUAUUUUUACAUUCACAUGUGACUGAUUCACAGUCAGCAUGUGUUAUUGCAUUAUUGUUUUAUAAAUUUUAAAUCAGAGAUAUAUUGUACAUACAAAUAAUAAUAUAUGAAAAUAAAGCCGAC